AUGGCAGGGUAUGGCUGUCUGGGGCUGGGGCUGUUCUGCUGGGUCCUGCUUGCUGUCCCUGUGGGCUCCCAGCCUGCCUCCUCUGUCCCAGGUGCCCAUGUCACCACUUUGGCCCCGCCACCUCAGAGUGAGGCCUCUAUGCUGUCUCUCAACCUGGGACUUAACUUCAAAUUCCACCUUCGGGGACCUGCUGCUGCUUGGGGGAGCUCUGUCACAGAGACCCAGGCACUUUCUCCUGGGCCAAGCCGGGAGCCGGAGGAGGAGGUGGCUGGUGGGCUGAGGACUGACCCCCUUUGGGAACUACUGGUAGGCUCUCUCGGGAACUCCCCCCCAGAGCGGGGCUCUGCUGAAGGCAGCUCUACUCCCUGGGCCUCCUCCUGGCCUCUGGAGUCCACAUCCCUCCUCGCUGGGCCCACUGACCGGCCCACUGCUCCCUACCAGCCCAGGAUGGGCACCGUGACCUGGGAUACUGCUCUGACGGCUACAGCACCUCCAUCCAGUGCUCCCAGGCUCCACCAGAGCGAGCUGGAGCUGAAGUUUGACAUGGCGCUGAGAGCAGGCGUAGCCCCAACGCUUGGACAUCGAACACUGCCCCUGCUGCCCAGCCUGCGGGCCAGCCUGGCAGAGAUUGCUGGGCGCCUGGGACCCUUUGGGUUCUUUGGCACUACUGUGUCCCCACUCCGGAACUUAUCAGGCCCGAGCCCCCCGGGCCCAGUUACAUCCCCAAGCUCUGCCUCUGGAAUUUCGGAUUCUCCAGGGUUCUUUGGCACCACUCUAUCCCCGCCCCCAUCCCCCCAGGAGAAAAAACUCCCAAGUCCAAGGCCACUGGACCCAGCUGCUUCCCUGAGCUCUGCCUUGAUUGCAACAGCAUCACUAGACUCCACCACCUCCACCUCUGGCCUGGAUGACCCCUCUCCCGCCAGCCUUGGGAACCUUUCAGUGCAGCCAGAAUGUGGGCCAGGAUCCUGCAGUAUCAGAGAACUGCCUGAACGCGAAGCGCAGCCUCCUGCGGCCCCACUGCCCCUUUUCUUCCUGACCCUGGAGGCCGACUGGACAGAGGCCAAGGCUCGCUGGGGUUUGGCCUGGGAGGCCCAUGUGUACGGGGUAGGCGCACUCUUCGGCCUGGUGGCCCUGCUGGCGCUGCUGGCUCUAGCCCUGUUGCCCUGGCGCUGCCCGCCCGGCGCCCCCUGCCUGGCGCUGCUGGACCUGCUCCUGCUCUCCGCCGGGACCACCCGGGCCUUCCCGCUCUUCUACGACGCCUACGGGCACCGCGACCGGUUGCCGGCGCUGGCCUGGCUGCUGCUGCAGGACCUCCCGCUGCCCUGCCUGGCCGCCGGCCUGGGCCUGGCCUGCCUGCUUCUGGCCCGGCCGCGCCCGCCGCGCUGUCCAGCCGCCCUGGCCGCGCUGCUGCUCCUGGGGCUGGGGCUGGCGGCCGCCGCCGCCCUCGGGAGCGCCGCCCAUCGCCCGCUGCGGGCCCUGCGGCUCGCCUCCCGCGGGCUGCACGCCUUCCUCGCCGCCCUCCUUUCCGGGCUCCUGCUGGCGCUGUCCUGCUGGGGGGGUCGGCGGCGGCGGGCCGGAGCGCCCCUGGGAGCGUCCGGCUUCAAGGGCGCCACUCCUUUCCCGCAGGCGCGCAGCCCCUUCGGCCCGCUCGAGUCCUGGCGGCGCGCGGCGCGCACGGCCCCGGUGGCGGGCACCUUCGGGCUGCUGAGCGGAGCCCUGCAGGGCUACGAGGUGCUGCACGCCCUGGGCUACGGCGGCCAACCUGGCCUGGAGGGGCCCUGGCCCUGGUGGGCCUUCCAGCUCGGCCUGCGCCUGGGCGAGGUGGGCGUCGCGCUCCCGUUGGCGCUGCUGGGCCUCUACCCGGCGCUCUGCAGCCCCCGCGUGCCGCCGCGCUGCUGGGCCAAGCUCUUCCGCUUGUCCCCCGGCCACGCCGCCCCUCUGCUGCCCGGAGGCUGGGUCGCCGGGCCCCCGGACAAGAAGCCCCUGGGGAGCGCCAUCGCGCGUGGCGACGCGGAGCUGCUGCAGCUGUGCGCCCUGGCAGGGCCGGGUCCCGACCUCCUACUCCAGGGAGGAGGCUGCCGGGGCUUCGACGGCGCGGCCGCCAACCCGGCCCCUUCCCCGGCCUCCUCCCCCUGCAGCGAUUACACCGUGGACUUCCGCCCGCCCUCCCCCAUCAACCUGCGGCGCAGCAUCGAGGAGGCCCUCUGCAGCGAAGCCCUGCUGAAGCCCGGCCUCUUCCAGGGCCCGGCCUUCGGGGAAGCCCUGCCGGGGAUCGGCCUCUACCGCACCGCCUCGCUGGGGGCGCAGACCGGGGCCGGGCCCACUGGGAGGUGUGGGGAGGCCCCUGGUUCCCCCGCGCCCCCCGAGCGCCCCUCUCCCGGGGCCUGGCCCGCGGGCAGCAGCGCCUCAUCCGGCUCGCUGUGCGGACUGUCGCGGGACAGCUCGUCCAUGCUGCUGUGCUCCAGCCCGGACAGGCCCCCUCGCUGUCCGCUGGUCUGCGUCCUCAGUCCCCCGCGGCCCUCAGGAAGCAGCCCUAGCCUCCCGGCCUCAGGAUCCUACCAGGCCCUGUCCCCACCCUCCCGCGACUCCCCAGAGCCUACUCCUGAGCUGCAGGCCGAAGAGGCCUUGCUGCAGGAGCAAUUCCUGGACGCCUGCCGACAGAUUGACGAGCUGAGCAUGGGCAGCGACACCAUAGACCUGUGA
Messenger RNA from Eubalaena glacialis (North Atlantic right whale), 2703 nucleotides. It is a transcript of the gene PRRT4, whose product is annotated as proline rich transmembrane protein 4. The transcript is spliced from 4 exons. The record is from RefSeq and is a predicted model, not a curated record. The coding region runs from base 1 to 2703 and encodes 900 amino acids. NCBI's taxonomy places the organism in Eukaryota, Metazoa, Chordata, Mammalia, Artiodactyla, Balaenidae.